Molecule: messenger RNA, 2630 nt
Organism: Paramisgurnus dabryanus
Lineage: Eukaryota; Metazoa; Chordata; Actinopteri; Cypriniformes; Cobitidae
Gene: chrnb4
Product: cholinergic receptor, nicotinic, beta 4 (neuronal)
Biological process (GO): monoatomic ion transmembrane transport
Cellular component (GO): postsynaptic membrane
Molecular function (GO): transmembrane signaling receptor activity; acetylcholine-gated monoatomic cation-selective channel activity
Source: RefSeq, a predicted model, not a curated record
UUAAAAGCACUGCUUCUAAAGCAGCGGACUGUGGACCUGUGACUGGUCCUGUACGCCAAUGUAUGGGGCGUGAUGGGACUGAGGAGAGAUGGAGAACACAGACGCGAUCAUGACACGGACACUGAUCCUUCUCGUUUGCGUUUCUACUCUCAUUCAAAGUGGGCUGUGUGCAGACUCAGAGGAACGCUUAAUGAAUACGCUUCUGAAUGAGAAACGCUAUAAUAAGCUUAUCAGGCCGGCUAUGAACAGGGCAGAGAGAGUGACCGUUCUUUUACAAGUUUCUUUAGCCCAGCUUAUCAGUGUGAAUGAAAGAGAACAGAUUAUGACUACAAACGUCUGGCUCACUCAGAACUGGAACGAUUAUCGACUUUCAUGGGACCCAGCUGAAUACGAGGGAAUUGACAAGCUCCGGAUUCCCUCCAAACACAUCUGGCUGCCUGAUAUAGUGCUGUAUAACAAUGCCGAUGGUACGUACGAGGUGACAGUCUUUACCAAUGCCAUUGUGCUGUUUAAUGGAAGCAUUGCCUGGCUCCCUCCUGCUAUAUAUAAGAGUGCCUGUAAGAUUGAGGUCAAACACUUCCCCUUUGAUCAGCAAAACUGCACCCUUAAAUUUCGCUCUUGGACAUAUGACCAUACUGAGAUUGACCUUGUGUUAAGAUCCGGGGUGGCCAGCAUGGAUGACUUCACUCCGAGUGGUGAAUGGGACAUCUUAGCUCUACCAGGGAGGAGAACGGUCAACCCUCAUGACAACACUUAUGUCGACUUGACUUAUGACUUCAUCAUCAAGCGCAAGCCGCUCUUCUACACCAUAAAUCUCAUCAUACCAUGCGUGCUCAUCACUUCACUGGCCAUCCUGGUCUUCUACCUCCCAUCGGACUGUGGUGAGAAGAUGACCCUGUGUAUUUCGGUUCUCCUUGCGCUCACGGUCUUCCUUCUUCUGAUAUCUAAGAUCGUGCCACCCACUUCCUUGGACGUACCCUUGAUUGGAAAAUACCUAAUGUUUACCAUGGUGUUAGUAACAUUUUCCAUCAUCACAAGUGUGUGUGUGCUGAACGUGCACCAUCGAUCUCCAAGUACGCACACCAUGCCGGCUUGGGUGAAGCUGGUCUUCCUGGUCAAACUUCCGGCACUGCUUUUCAUGCAAAGGCCUCAAGGGAACUCGGCUCGACUGCGGCUGCGCCAGAAAAGGCGUCUGAAAGACCCGACGUCACUGUUGGGGCUCAGUUACGCAAAUCCUCGCAAAUCGGCCAUCUCUUCCUCUGCCUCUGUUUUGCUGCCAUCGUCAGCAUCUGCUCUCUCUUCACCAGGACACAUUUACAACAACAGGGGAGAGCCUCUCAAUUUCAGCUACAGCUCUCGGAAAGGAAAUUUACGGUCCACAGAGUUUCUUCCCAAUGACCACAACUCGACGCAGGACCUGAGGGGUUGUAGGGGGGCCUCGGAUUGGGGUGCUGAUAUUCAGGAGGCUGUGGAUGGGGUUCGUUAUGUAGCUGAUCACAUGAUGGGAAAUGACGAUGAUCAAAGUGUCAUCGAGGACUGGAAGUAUGUUGCCAUGGUGGUGGACAGGUUGUUUCUGUGGAUCUUUGUGAUUGUGUGUGUAGUGGGAACUCUUGGUCUUUUUCUCCAGCCUCUCUUCCAGAAUCAGACUGUUCCUAUCCAACAGCCCAAUACGGAAUCAUCGAGACGGGAUGGAAUGUGACAAUAGAGUACAUGAUAGGUCAUCUGGAGCCAGAGCUAUCAAACUCUGAUUCAAAUGAUUGAACUACUAUUUUAUACUUUAUAUAAUCUGACCUUAAACACAUGAAGCUCUCAUGUAUCGAAAUUCCUAAUUAGAUUUGACCUCGAAAAUUGCAGCAAUGUACCCAUUGGUUCAUUUAACCAUUUUAUGCAACAUCACACCAAAAUAAAGGUUUUAAAAUGAUCAAGCCUUUGUACAAAUGCAAUUUCAAUUGUGAUUAAUUUUGGAAAACGGUCUUAAAUACAGGUUCAUUGAGAUGAAGUAGUAUUUAGCUGGCUAUUUGAACUCAACAUGUUUGCCUGUACGAAGGGACUUCAUGUAUUGGGCUACUGAUAUGACUUGAGUCUCAUGUGAGUGUAUGUGAUUUUAAACCUUAUUUAAAAUGUAUUCAUGUUAAAGUCUUUAAAUGAGGGAAGAAUGAGUGCUGAGUAAGUGUGUUGGCUGUUUUUAAUGUGUAAAUGAAGUUUAAAAUAGAAUAAAAAAUUCUCCAAUUUUUAAAACAUUUAACUGUAAUUUAAAAUAUUGUUCAUCAUUUACCGAUAGGAUAACACACUUCAGCUGUCUUUAUGUGGUAUACGGGCAUAUGGAGCCUUUUAUUAUCACUCUUGUGUGUGUGUAUGACUGAUACAUGCUUUGCCACAACGAUUGUCAAAUAUUUAUUGUAAUUCAAAGCACAUUUAAAAUAAAAUACAGAAAUAUUGCUCUCAGCACCUCUCUGACAAUGGGAAAAUGAUACGUUGUAAAUAUAAAUAUAUAUGUGUAGACCAUAACGAUAAUCGUGAUUUAGAAAGUGACAUCUUCAUUCCUGCAACAUUCCCGGUGACUUGUCUUAUAGGCUCAUUCAAAACAACAGCGGGAUAGGCUUACUUUUAUAGUGACCUGUAGCAGCUUC